AUGACUGUAGGAGAGUAUGCUUCUAAGUUUGAGGAAUUGGAAAAAUAUUCUACUUUCUUUUAUCACCAGAAUGAGAGGAUGAAGUGUAUUAAAUUUGAGGAUGGACUUAGACCAGAAUUAAGAAAAGCUGUAGGGAUAUUAGAAAUAUCUGAUUUUCCCACAUUAAUACACAAGUGUCGAUUUUUGGAAGGUUUUGAUCAUAAUAAGGAUAAUAGACCAAAAUCUUUUGGCCCUCAGUUUAAUAAGAAAAGGAAUAAUGAAGGAAAACCUUAUGAUCGUCCACAAUGGAAACCCCAAUCUUCUCAAUUUGUAGGAAAUUCUAGUAAACCCAUGAAUAAUCAAGCUAAGUGUCUUAAGUGUGGACAAGGUCAUUAUACUAAGGACUGUGAUCUCAAAGGACCUGUUUGUUUCAAGUGUGGAAAGCCUGGUCAUGUGUUUUCUGAGUGUGCACAACCAAAGGCACAUGUGAAUACUUCUGGACCCAAACCGAGACCUCCUACGACUGGGAGAGUUUAUACCAUGACCGGAACUGAAGCUUCUUAA
Molecule: messenger RNA, 543 nt
Organism: Cajanus cajan (pigeon pea)
Lineage: Eukaryota; Viridiplantae; Streptophyta; Magnoliopsida; Fabales; Fabaceae
Source: RefSeq, a predicted model, not a curated record